This is a messenger RNA of Ceutorhynchus assimilis (cabbage seed weevil), 2297 nucleotides long. The record is from the annotation of a GenBank genome assembly. Lineage: Eukaryota; Metazoa; Arthropoda; Insecta; Coleoptera; Curculionidae.
CUAAACUGUCAAAGUGUUGUUUACAUUUUACUUUUACAGUAACAUUUUGUUCGUUGUAUGCAUUUUUAUAGUUUAAUCUCCUAUAAUUUCAACAAUUUUCAUUCAAACUGAAACAUAAAAGUGCUCCGACACUCCUAAUACUGCACGCCAGCUUUUUCUCUACUACAAAGUACCACAAACAGCCUUGUUAAUGUUGAACUAUGGACAAACUAGACCCAGUGACUAGUUUCGAACCUAAUUUCUUAUCCAAGAAGCACAAGAAACACAAAAAGGAGAGGGACGAUAAACCCCAGUUGAAGCUCAUAUUAAAAGGAAUGUCUGAGAAAUAUGCAUGUGUGGGUUCAAACAAUACUCCAGAUCACGAUGAAGAAUUGAGCCAAGCAAUGAUGGAAACUGACGAGCAAGCAUUAUUGUUGGAUCCUAAUGAUCCAGCUUAUGCUUUUCAUCGAGCCCAUCACAAGAAAUCAAAAAAGAAGAAGAAAAAGAAGGAUAAAAGCAAAGAUAGAGACCGUGAAAGAAGGCACAAGCAUCACCACAAAGACAAAAAGAGGAAACGCGACGAUAUUGACAAUGAGGAAAUUAUUGACGGUCAAUCAUAUUCAGCGAUGGACACCUCACUAGGUGUUUACCCGAUGGUACGCUCGCCCAACCCACGAGAAAUUCGCACUUGCAUAAUCAAGAAAGCCCAAGAAAAAACGUCCCUAUCCAGAGCCCUAGAACACCUUUUAGCUUUGCUAGAAAAAAAAGACCCUCAAAACUUUUUUGCAUGGCCUGUCACUGACGCUAUCGCUCCUGGCUACUCUAAAAUCAUAACCAACCCGAUGGAUUUCAGCUCUAUGAAGCAAAAAAUCGACGAAAACCAGUAUACUAACUUGAAAGAGUUUUCAGACGAUUUUCAGUUGAUGUGCGAGAAUGCUAUGAAGUAUAAUCACACUGAUACUGUUUAUUUUAAGGCGAGCAGAAAAUUGCUGUUGGCGGGGCAGAAGAUAUUGCAGCACGACAAGUUGGGAUGGUUGUUACAGAUUUCUCCUGAUCUCACUGAAGCCGAAUUGGGUUUUGAAGUGACUCCCGAAAUGAGGGCUUCAAUGAUCAAACCUGAAGACACAGAUAAUUUUAUUAAAUCUGAAUGUAAAGAGCCGUCCACACCUGAAGAGAUUCUCUCUCAAGCAAGGGCAGCAGCUCGUUUAGCCCGAGCUCGCUUGAAGGGCUACGGUCCAUCCAUGGGUGUUAUAAGAGCUCGCCGAGAUGGUUCUGCUCAAUUGUCAAUUUUGGUUGGGAAUAAUAUUGGCAAAAAAAAGGGGGUGGCUCCUCUUGGUUCAUUGGUCGGCAGACUAUCUGACGGAACUUCUCAUUUACAAGGUUUUAGAGAAGACAGAAGAAACACAGCUCGCCCAGUAAAACCUUUAUAUUAUGGUGCUUUUGGGUCGUACGCUCCAAGCCACGAUUCUGCUUUUGCAAAUUUGACCAAAGAAGAAUCAGCUUUGGUGUUGAGGACAUAUGGCAGCGACAACGCCGUUCAAUAUGCCGAAUCUGUGCAAGAUUUUGUUAAAGGUUGCGAUUAUGCUGAAAAUCUUGUAGAUUCGCUUUUGGAUCUUUUAACUGGGGGCGAUCACUCGAAAACUAAAACUACUUUGGAGGAGGGUAAAAGGCUUAAAGAUGAAGAGGAAGCUGUCAGAACCGUAUUGGAAACCACACCAAUAGACUCAGUGAAAGUAAAUGUGGAUGAACUCAAGUCUUUAAAUGAUCUUGGAAUUGACGUAAAUUUCUUGGACAGCAUGGACGAAGAAAUCAAACAGGCAGAGGAAAGGCACGAAAUGCAACAAAAACUGAACGAUAUGUGCCAAUUAUUGGAGAAACUGCAAAAAACUCAGUACGAGCGCUUGUCUCAGCCUCUUCCAGUCUCUUUACUGAACAUUCCAGGACCUACGCGUGAUGAAAAUACUAUAGCCGAAAAAUGUGUUGAUGGCCUGACUGAGUUAUCAAAAAAACUCACUCCUGCAGCUGUGGCUCCAGUGCCCGCUAUCAGAAGGGCUUUGGGGGUUCCAGUUGUGCCUGAUCCAGAACCCGAUUUGGAAAUGGAACUUAGACAGUUUUUGGAACAAGCUCAGCAACCAGCCCAUUUGGAAACUGACAAUGCAAUUGAAGAGAUUUUAAUGGAGUAAUAAUUGGUGUUAGUUUAAAUAAUAUUAUGUAUGUUUUUUUAAGUUAAGUCAUUUUGAUUGUCGACAUUGGCUGGUUUAAUUGUAUUGCUGCAUUUAGAAAAUUAUAUUGGCUAUAAAGUAUAAUAUACUAAUAUG